CAGUCUGAAAGGCCAUCCCUUCGCCCUGUGGUUUCCAUGACGUCCAUCGACAGUACGAUGCGGGGGCCGGCUCCGCAGUCGUCCUACGCCUGUGGCCGGUGGAGGCGGACUGUGUGCGCGUCAGGAGAUCCCACAGGAAAAGCCAUCAAGAUCAAGUACCAAGGCCUGUCUCAGGAUGAUGACAUCAUCGAUGGGUUCAACAAAAACUGGGACCUCAAUAAAAGGCUGCUAGAUCACUUCAGAGCGCUUGCUACCAGCAACCAAGACACAGAUGAGGUGGACCUGCCGUACCUGGACAGGGUGAUCUGUGAUGGUGCCGACGUCGACGCAGCGGACAAGUACGGGCAGACGGCCCUGCACGAGAUCUCGCGCGCGUGGAACGUGGACGUCAUGCGCUUCUUCCUGGACAGAGGGGCGGACGCGCGGCGGGCCGACUCGUAUGGCGUCACUCCCCUCCACGUGGCGGCAGCGCUGGACUACGAGGAGAUGAUCCACUUCCUGCUGGAGAGGCAAGCUGACGUUGGCGCCCGGACCAACAGGGACCAGCAGACCCCCCUGCACUUCGCGGCCAAGAACAACGCCGUGGGCGCCAUCAGGAUCCUGCUCCAGUCCGGCGCAGACAUUGCUGCCGGCGACUACAAACGGAGGACCCCUCUCCAGCUGGCUGCUAACCUGGACCGCAGUGAGGCGGCUCGCACGCUGAUGGAGCUCGGAGCGGACGCCGGGGUUCGGGACUCUGACGGACAGCUGUGCAUCACCUCCAUGAUUGGCCAGAUGGCCCCCGUGGCUCAGUUGGCGCUCGACCAGUUCCACGUGACGGACCGGAUGACCCGGCAGCAGUUCUACUACCUUCACCUCCUGGAGCCGGAACCGCCCUGCAAACAGAGCCCCCAGGGUCUCAAGGCCCCCAGCUCGCAAGAGCUGAGUACAAAUGAGCCCUUAUCACCGCUGGAGUUUAUCGUGCGUCAGGGGCAGCUGGACCUCAUCAUGCACCCCGUCAUCCUCAAACUGAUCGCGGUCAAGUGGAACCUGUACGGCAGAACGGGAGCCUGGAUAUUUCUGCUCCUCAACUUCCUUUUCAUCCUUUCCUGGACGACAGUCGCCAUCUCCGUCUCCGUGGUCCGAGAUGAAACGCACCCCUACGUGUUCCCUCAGGACUGGUGGCGUGUGUUGGUGGCGGUGUUUGCCCUGGGGUUCACGGUGAUGGAGCUGUAUCAGGAGGUGGCGGAGGUCGUACGAUCCCACAGGAAGCUGCGGAGGUGGCAGAGCUGGUGUGAGCGCAGGACAAGCGAAGAUCUGAACUGUGUGCACCCCAUGUGGCCCGAGGAGAAGCAUUUUUUAGAAGAACACAUUAAAGUCAUUCGGAACAUGAAACCGGCUUACUUCCAUGACCUCUGGAAUGUGUUUGAUUGGUUGGUGUACACGCUAGUGAUGGUGGUGUUCGGGAUCCACGUGGCGGAUAUCUUCGUCAUCGAAAGCACGCUUCGGGCCACCAGCAUCCGUCUCUUUGCCGUGACCGUCAUCUUCCUCUGGCUGAGGCUAAUGAAACACGUCAGAGCCUUUAGGAUAAUGGGGCCCUUCAUUGUGAUGCUGGGGAAGAUUGUGGGGGACGUUUUGCGGUUUCUCUUCCUCUACGCAGAGUUCUUCAUCCCGUACGCCUGUGCUUUCUGGAUCAUUUUCGGAGGCAGUCCAGCGGUGCCCAGCAUGCAGACCGUGCCCAAGCUCCUGUACAGCCUGUACCGCCUCACGCUGGUAGACGAUUAUGAGUUUGACGCCAUGGUGGACGUGGACUCCGUCAUGGCCCACCUGCUCUGCGGCACCUUCCUGGCGCUGUCGGCCAUCUUGUGCAUCAACCUGCUGAUCGCCGUCAUGUCCGACACCUUUCAGAGGGUUUAUGAUAACGCCUUGGCAAAUGCAGUCAUGCAGCAAGCCGCCAUCAUCCUGCAGGUGGAGGAAGCCAUGUCCUGUCUCCGUGGUUACUGUGACGACCAGCAUAUCCACCGUCACUGCGCCCCCUUGGCAGAGUUCUAUGACGAGGAGGUGGCAACCGACCCGGACCAGCAUGCAGAGAUGAGAAAGAUCACUACGCAGAUCAAGGAAACCCUGGAUGAGUUUCUGGAUAUAAAUAAGGAGCCGAGUCUGCAGAAUCCCGACAAAUCUGGCAACCAGGACAGAGGAGCCGGGGAUGGACACAAGUCGACUGCAGCACAGGGAAAAUAUUUGCAGACUCUGCAGAAAGUGCAGAGGGAUCAGAACCAGCAGACCCGUGACCUCGCCGCUCUGAGGACGGACGUGAAGGAGCUGCAGGUUCUGCUGCAGCGGCUGAUCCAGUGCGGCCCCGGCACAGCUGCAGGGGCAGACAGUGAUGCUCAGCCAAAGGGGUUCACAGAGACGGGGGAUUCUACAUCACAGACCCCCCCACGCCAGAAUACAACAAAAUUUUAAUUAUUUUACCAAAAUACAUUUUGCAUUAUAAGUGUCUUAAAACACUUUCAUAUUUGUUUAUAUCAACAUGGCUGAUGAAUGAAAAUUUUUGAUCCAUUUGAAUGAAAACAAUUUUUUUUUUCUGAAUUUUUUUGUCAAGACAGUCUUAUGCAUUUUUAAAAAUAAUUUUCCAUAAAUGUCAUGAAACACAAUUCCAUUCAUUUUAAUCACAGUGGUUGUUGAAUAAACAUGACUGCCCACCCGUCUUCAUGAAAAAAAUUACAUAUUAUCAAAGGUAGAUAAUAGCAUGCAGCCAGUGCUCAUGGCCAAUUCAUUUCAAUCCUGUGUUGGUUUUUUUUAAGCAUCCUUUGCUCUUGAGUGUUAAUAAAGGAGCCCAAUGACUCAAAGACAA
This is a messenger RNA of Anguilla anguilla (European eel), 2836 nucleotides long. RefSeq names its product transient receptor potential cation channel subfamily A member 1-like. NCBI's taxonomy places the organism in Eukaryota, Metazoa, Chordata, Actinopteri, Anguilliformes, Anguillidae. The record is from RefSeq and is a predicted model, not a curated record. Bases 37 to 2445 code for a protein of 802 amino acids. Gene Ontology annotation, molecular function: calcium channel activity; protein binding. Gene Ontology annotation, biological process: calcium ion import across plasma membrane. Gene Ontology annotation, cellular component: membrane. The transcript is spliced from 19 exons.